ACGAGCUCUAUGAUGACACCUUGGGAUUCCGCGAAGUAGUUUCUUUCAGAUGGGAACAGCAAACAGCGGCACAGAGUUGACGCACUUGUGAGAGAAGAAGAGAGUGAGAGUACGCAAAGUUUCCACGCUUUCUGCUGUGCUUGAAAAAAUAUUGAGAAUAGACACCUGGAUGUUUCUUUUGCGUGUAGGCGCAAACGACACAAUCUUUUAUUCUUCGCCGGGAACAUUAUUUCAUCCCAGUCACAUUGGGAAAGACACGUGUAGGCGUGAAGCCACGUUUACUGGAGUCGUCUGUAUCCUGAUGCGCAUAUGAUGAGAAUCCACACUGCGCCUUGAGUUUUGUUUUUAAGUAUUUGGGACAGGUGACUUCUACAAUUACACUAUAUUUUGGGUAACUAUAAUGACGGACGUUGAUAUUGCAGCAAGGUCCUUGGAGCCGGUCUCAAACGGCUCCAGCUCUGAGCGCUCAGACAAACUAUCCGGCGAGGAAAGACCUGAAGAAAGUCAAGAGAGCCGGACUCUGUUAAUGGUCGCAAUGAUUCUGCUGGACUUAAAUCAGUGUAACCCAAACGGAAUCAGCACCAAACGUAUGGUGGACAGUGAUGCGGAGAAUCAAACCAGCGUAAAGGAGAACCGGGAGAAAUGCAGACAGAACGCAAGCAGGGUGAAAAGGACACGGAACCGUGACAGUCUGCAUGUGUCUGAGAAGAGACACUGUUGUCCCUAUGCUGGCUGUGGGAAAAUAUAUGGCAAAUCGUCCCAUCUCAAGGCGCACUUCAGAGUACACACCGGUGAGAGACCCUUUCAGUGUACCUGGUCAGGCUGCACCAAGAAAUUCUCACGGUCAGAUGAACUGACACGACACUUUCGUACGCACACCGGGGAGAAGCGUUUCAUGUGCCCGCUCUGCGACAAAUGCUUCAUGCGAAGCGAUCACCUCACCAAGCACGCCCGCAGACAUGCUGGCUUUCACCCCAGUAUGCUCCAGGGUCCCGCCGGACGAAGACGACACUCUUCAACGUCCACAUCGUCCUCUGGUUCCAGCGAUCACAUGUCUGCUGGUGUUUGAGUAACUACGUGGCCCCCACAUUUUGGAUGUCUCUCUUAGCAGAACCACACCCAAUUCAGGUCUUGGAGCCUCUAUUAAUGAACUUAUGAUAUAAGAUAUCAGGUGGGUUAGAUAAUGGAGUACAAAAUAUGCUUGCUGGAGUACUCUAACACAAAGACUGAAAAUGGGACUUCUCAAUGGAAUGGACAGAAACCAUAUAUUUUAGGCAGAAACAUUGUAAUGAACAUUAGUCUAAGGGUUUUUUUCAAAUGAGUAAGGAUAUUUACAGUAUAACUACAAAGUUGGGAUUGAUUUCAACAGAGAGGAGCCAGAUGUUUUAUUACACACCAGCUGUGACAAAGGGAAAUGAACAGAUUCUGUGUAAAGAUAUAUUACGUGAAACACAUUUCAACGAUCAGUUUGAGUGACAAAUUCCGCAAUGGUCGUGUAUAGGAAGUGGAUAUGUUUUAAAAUAAUCGCUAUGAAUAUUUUCUGUUCUUUGAGAUAUUUAGGGGGACAGCGGUUGACUUCAGUGUUGAAGACAGUUUUUGUAUGUUAUUAAAACUUCUGGGUUCUUAUGAGAUUAAUUUAACAUCGUGUGAGGUUUUACGCACACAAUCACGCUUUUGUUUUAAGCAAUGAUAAUUAUUUGCAUAUGCUAAUCAGUUAUGCAAAAGAAUGUGACUUAUUUAAUGUAGAGCAUUGAAAAUACUAGUUUUUAGUUUUAUAGUAAAUAGUACUAGUAAAUAGUUUUUUUUUUUUUGUUGUUGUUUUUUUUUUUUUUUUUUUUUGAAACUUUUACUUUGUGUUUUACAGCAUUCAUAAGUGAUGCAGUGAGGCCAGCCAACAGGGUUUCACUCAUUAAUAGUUUACCACCGCCAUCUACAGGCGUGUUAUGAAAUAACACGAAAGUAAGACCUGUGCCUUUGAUCUUCAAAUAUUGCACAGCUGAACCAUACAGAACAAAGAUUGUAUAAUUUUUCUCAUUACCUUUAAUUUUUUUUAGUAUUUUAGUAGCCUAUAGUAUUUACUUUCAGUCAAUGAACCUGAGUAACAUUUUAUUUUAUUAAUGGGUUUUCCAUUUUCAGAUUCAUAUUCAGCUGUUGAAAUACUUGAAAUAAUAAUGUUAUUUGAAUGUAGAUUAGGUUCGAAUCUGCUGUGAUCAGCCAUUUAAAAGACAUGCACAAACAGAAUUUUACAUGUGAAUAACAGUCAAUGGAUCUUUAUUCAAGUUGUAUAGAUUUUUAUAUUUUAUGAUAACUGAUCAACAAAUAUUUAGCUUUUAUCGUCACAGAGUAUCUGUGCUAAUUUAUUUUCCAGAUGUUCUAUAUGUUUAAUAGGUUGAAUUCAAGAAGCAGGCCAUUGUAAAAUUGCUCAACCUGUGCCUUCUGUUUUGAGGUUUAGUACUCUUACCUUAGAUUGCAGAAUGUAAUUAGCAAGCUAUCGAGAAAUACUUUGCUGUUUACAAAAGUCUUCUCAGUACAUAGUGUGAAUUCUAAUGUUGUGUUUAUCUGCAUCUUACAGAUUUUGAACCACUACCAUUGUACAUAUAUAUUCUGUAUUUUUACAUCACCAUCAUUUGUACAUAUAUAUUCUGUAUUUUUUACAUCACUAUCAUUUCUGCAACAUUCAUCUUUCAUUACCUGUAAAUUAUGUGUAUAGAGGAUAACUAAUUAAAACAAAGAGAAGAGUAA
This is a messenger RNA of Ctenopharyngodon idella (grass carp), 2742 nucleotides long. RefSeq names its product Kruppel-like factor 9 (gene klf9). The coding region runs from base 401 to 1069 and encodes 222 amino acids. Lineage: Eukaryota; Metazoa; Chordata; Actinopteri; Cypriniformes; Xenocyprididae. The record is from RefSeq and is a predicted model, not a curated record. Gene Ontology annotation, molecular function: RNA polymerase II cis-regulatory region sequence-specific DNA binding; DNA-binding transcription factor activity, RNA polymerase II-specific. The transcript is spliced from 2 exons. Gene Ontology annotation, biological process: regulation of transcription by RNA polymerase II.